Messenger RNA from Papilio machaon (common yellow swallowtail), 686 nucleotides. Its product is annotated as inosine triphosphate pyrophosphatase. Gene Ontology annotation, cellular component: cytoplasm. Gene Ontology annotation, biological process: nucleoside triphosphate catabolic process. The record is from RefSeq and is a predicted model, not a curated record. NCBI's taxonomy places the organism in Eukaryota, Metazoa, Arthropoda, Insecta, Lepidoptera, Papilionidae. Gene Ontology annotation, molecular function: nucleoside triphosphate diphosphatase activity. Bases 93 to 665 code for a protein of 190 amino acids. The transcript has a single exon.
CUUUCUCAUGUAAUUGUGUAACUGAAUGUUGAUAAUAAGAUUUAUAUCUCCGUGCCAUUAAAAUUCUUUAAUCUUUAAAUCACCAUAAAAGUAUGUCUCAAAGAAGUCUUACUUUUGUGACAGGCAAUAUAAAAAAAUUGGAAGAGAUUAAGGCUAUCUUGGGUGCCAAUUUUCCUAUUGAAGUAACAAGUCAUAAGCUAGAUUUACCGGAAUUACAAGGAGAAAUCAAUGAUGUAUCGAUUAAAAAGUGCCAAGAGGCAGCACGUCGCUUAAGGAAACCUGUAGUUGUAGAAGACACUUGUUUAUGUUUUAACGCAUUAAAAGGGUUACCUGGUCCAUACAUUAAGUGGUUUUUAGAAAAAUUAGAGCCGGAAGGUUUAACGAGACUAUUAACAGGAUGGGAAGAUAAGUCUGCAGAAGCUGUUUGUACUUUCGCAUAUUGCUCUUCAGGUGAUAGUAAUGAUGUCAUACUAUUUCAAGGAAAAACAACAGGAACGAUUGUAUCUCCAAGGGGUACUCGCGACUUUGGUUGGGAUUGUGUAUUCCAACCAGAUGGCUACAACCUAACAUAUGCUGAAAUGCCUAAACACGAGAAAAACAAAAUAUCACAUAGGUAUAAAGCUUUAGACAAAUUAAGAACAUAUUUUAUACAGAAUUGUCAUUAGCUGUCUUAAAUAUAGUUGUAA